Molecule: messenger RNA, 671 nt
Organism: Megachile rotundata (alfalfa leafcutting bee)
Lineage: Eukaryota; Metazoa; Arthropoda; Insecta; Hymenoptera; Megachilidae
Cellular component (GO): nucleus
Source: RefSeq, a predicted model, not a curated record
UCUUAACCUCCCCCUUGCGUUUGUUGUCGGUACUACGUUAACACGUCGUGAAGACUGUCAACAAUCAUGGAGAAUCGUAUCAAGAAUUUAUCUAGCAAAAAACAAUCAGAGAAAGCGAACAAUGAAAAGAAACCGUUCAAUAAAAAGAAAUAUAGGUUACAAAAGUACAGCAAUGAUUAUAAAAUUAACCAAUGGGAGGAACGUAGAAAGAAGGCAAUUUUACGACAUUUUUACAAAGACUUGAAAGAAGAUCAACGGCAAAACUUGAAAAAAGUAUUGCCAUCAAAGAGUAGUGAUCACGAAGGAAAUGCAGAGGAUAAAUCAAAGCAGAGAAAUUCAUUUUAUAAAGCUAAGCAGGAAUUUUUGCGUAAGAAAGAUGAGAAAAGGAAACAGAAGGAAGAAGCACUUAGGAUAAAAUUGGAACGAGAGGAAGCACUUAAAACAUAUAAAGAGAAGAAAAUAAGGACAUACAAGAAACUUUCGAAACAUACAAAAAGAGGUCAGCCAGUAAUGAAGGACAGAAUGGAAAUAUUAUUGGAAAAGAUACAGCAACAAGUAUCAAACUAGAAAAAAUGCUGAUGGUUGUAGCUGUAAAUGCUAUCAAUGAAUGUUGUUUGUUAUCAAUCUAAGAAUUUUUUGAAUAAAGUAUUUUGUUUAUAAAAUAAACUCUA